GCAAAAGACAGACAUGUGCUGAUGUUACACACUUCCGUUUUGCAUGCUUUGGCUUAACGAAGAGACUGCCUAUUGGCUUCAUCACAUUACCCAUAAUGGAUGUAGUAACAACUCGACACACUUUUUCGUCGACACACGAAUAGUCCUCUCAGAGGCAUCAUUUUUCAGUUUUCAUAUAAACAGAAGUAGGAUUGUUCGAACGGCCACAUUUGCGAUGAGGUCCACUGGAAACAGCGCGUCGGCCCUCGGCCAAGGAUCACACCCGCCAUCAACUACUGAUUGCGGUAAUUAUAAAGUUGUUCUCCCUCGUCUACAGUCUGGCAACACCAUCCUAAAUUCAGUUUUCCUGCAUGCGGACCUGGCAGGGCGGCCGUAUCGGGCCACGGACUUUCAUGAUGCACUCCUUUCAGUGCUAAAUGCAACUGAUAUCCUCGGCGCUGGACAAUACCAGAUGAGCCAUCUGUGGUUAGUCACAUGUGUUAACAGCAUCGCGAAACAGAAACUUGUCGGCAAAUGCGAGUUGUUGGUGAAGGGCCUCAAGUGCCUUGUCAUAGACCCGGAAUGCAAAAACAUCAAGAUGGAGCUUCUUUGGCUUCCCCCACACCUCAAACAGAGACGGAUUGUUGAAGCGCUAGAGCCAUAUGGCACAGUGCAGUCCAUCACGAGAGAAAUGUGGCGGUGUGACGGCAUGGAAGGCUGGCAAAUGACUAAUCGAGACGUAGUGUUCACAUUGAAAGAUGGAGUUUCUGCCAGUAAUCUGCCACAUCUACUGAGCAUAUACGGCCACCAGUGCCUUAUCUUGGUUCCUGGUCGACCACCACUAUGCCUCCAGUGCAACAGAGUUGGGCAUAUCCGGCGACAAUGUAGAACACUGCGCUGCAGUAACUGUCACCGCUAUGGUCACCGUGCAGAUGCAUGCAUCGGAACCUACGCUGACAAGCUUCGUGGAAAUAGACCAGCUGAGGAUGAUACCAUCACCGAUCAUCUAAUGGACGUGAGCGAAGUUGUGGAUGCAACUGGUGAAACACUCCCCGAGACUUAUCGUCAAGAACAGAUUAAGCCAUCAUCGGCUGACAAUAGCCUUAGCCAGAAGCCUGCGAGCGAGGAUGAGACUAAGGCGCCUGACGAUGAACCAACUGUGUCAUGGGCAGAAUCGCCACCAGUUCAAGGUCGCCCACCGUCAGUGAAAUCUGGAUUGAUGUGCGAGGCCACUAAAAGCGUCCAGCACCAUCUGACAAUCCAUCGCCCUUGGGAAAAGAGGCUCACGUUCCCGAAGUGUCAAAACUGCUCCGGGGAACACCUAGCCCUGCAGAUGUCCCUUGUGUUAACGUGCACCAGAAGGUCCAUAGUGCAUCACCUCAUCAAGAAGGGAGUGGUGCACCUCUGGAGCAGCGUUUAAACGCUGCACCUACAUAGGUAAUCAUGGCGGGCGCUCAUCCCUUUCAUUUUGUUAUUUUGGUACUUUAAAUGUCCGUGGCUUAUAAAGUAAGCGACGGCAA
Molecule: messenger RNA, 1499 nt
Organism: Dermacentor andersoni
Lineage: Eukaryota; Metazoa; Arthropoda; Arachnida; Ixodida; Ixodidae
Biological process (GO): activation of innate immune response
Molecular function (GO): double-stranded DNA binding; RNA binding; zinc ion binding
Source: RefSeq, a predicted model, not a curated record